GCUUGUCAGUAAUAUUGGUUUAGUAUCAUUUAAAACGUAUGAACGUCAUCACAAACGGCUGUGAUUGGUCGAAAAGUGACGCUACUGUAAGCUCAAGUCCCUCGAGUCAGUCAGCUGAGGUCGAAGACACUUUGAAGAGAAUUCAGGGCAUUAAUGGUGUUAUUGGCACAAUCGUCGUUAACGCUGAAGGCAUUCCCAUCAAAACCACCCUAGACAACUCAACAACAGUGCAGUACGCAGGACUGCUGCAUCAGCUGACUAUGAAAGCCCGGAGUACAGUCAGAGACAUUGACCCCCAGAACGACCUGACAUUUCUGCGCAUCAGGUCCAAGAAACACGAGAUCAUGGUGUCGACAGAUAAAGAAUACCUGUUGAUCGUCAUCCAGAACCCAGCUGAAUAGUGUCACGAUGCUAUGUUUCACACAGACACAUGAACCAAAUGUUAUUCUUUAAAGCAUGUACAUUUAUUGUACAUGAAAUGCAUCAAAAAGUUUGGUUGUUCAGUGUGAUUGAUUGCAUGUAAAGUCAUCAAUAAAUAAGUUAAUUGUUUCUUUAUUGUGGAGUAUGGGUCUUUAAGGCCUUUAGUUUUUAAGGUCAUUUUUAGGAAGUGCAAUUCAUAUCAUCUCCACAAGAUGGCAGGAGAUCAAGCAGAUGCUUUGCAUUGCUGCUCAUUUGCUUCUGUGAAAAAUUGCUGGUUUAAUGGGUUGUGACAACGGUGG
Sinocyclocheilus anshuiensis is the source of this 719-nucleotide messenger RNA. RefSeq names its product dynein light chain roadblock-type 2 (gene dynlrb2). Gene Ontology annotation, biological process: microtubule-based movement. The transcript is spliced from 5 exons. Lineage: Eukaryota; Metazoa; Chordata; Actinopteri; Cypriniformes; Cyprinidae. The record is from RefSeq and is a predicted model, not a curated record. Bases 39 to 401 code for a protein of 120 amino acids. Gene Ontology annotation, cellular component: cytoplasmic dynein complex.